Messenger RNA from Psylliodes chrysocephalus, 3307 nucleotides. NCBI's taxonomy places the organism in Eukaryota, Metazoa, Arthropoda, Insecta, Coleoptera, Chrysomelidae. The record is from the annotation of a GenBank genome assembly.
CUUCUGUCAAAACAUUCAAAUAUCAGCUGGCUUCUGUUUUCUUUUUUGUAAAUUUGCAAAAUAAAUUUAAAUAUUUUUAAAAAAUGAACGAAGAGAUAGACGACAGCGAGUUUUACCAUCAAGAUUUUACCACUGCAUCAGAAUGGGAAGUUUUUAUGGCAAGAAUAGAAGAAAUUAUAAGCCAAUGGAAAAUUGAUAAAGAGAGAAGUGAGAAACCUUUAGAUACAGAAAGCAUAUGGAGCAUUAAAAGCGAAAGACUAAAUUUUGCAGAUGAACAUUUUUAUUUAUACUUAUAUUCUAAACAAAUAGCAUGUUCUGCUAUCACUGAAAUUAAUGAAGAAAAGGAGGAUAACCCACAAAAAAAUCCCAUUGAUUCUUUGCACGAUUUUGAACUUUAUAAUGAAAAUAAUAAUGAAGUACAUUCUUGUUUAUCCAUUUGGUAUGGGUUGAAUGAAUUUAUUGUACUAUCACCUGCAAGUAAUGGCGGAAUUAUUAAUGAAAGCAAAAUAAAAAUGCUUCUAAGUUCCAUAUAUGUGGUCGAAGGUAAUUUAGUGGCUUCUGAAAAUUUAAACUCGAUACCAAUUUUUAUUCAAAUUCGGGAAAAAUGGCAGAGAUUAUAUCUAGGAGUGUUUGCUAAUGAAGUGAUAAGGACUAACUUUGAAAUGGUGCACUUGAAAAAGGGACUGCCUUACUGUAAUUAUCUUUCUGGUUUACUAGACCUAUUUAAAACGAAGAUUUCAUCACCAUGUACUAUUGAUCAAUUCAUCGUUUCUACCCAAUUUACUUUUACCUUGUCUGAAUUUGGAGGUUUUGUAUGGAAACAGGAUUUGUUACAUCAAAAUUAUGACAUUGAAUCUUUGUUCAUAUUACCAUUUGGUGUUAGCGUUGAUCCAAUCAGUGCUUUAAUUUUGAAGACAACAUGGAAUCAUUUGCCAGAUAAUUUGGUGGUUGAUAGUGAAAAUUAUACAGAUUUUGAUCCAAUGGCAGCUAUGAAAUGGUCAUGUUUAAUAAAAAGUACGAAUGAUCCCGUUUGUUUAAUGGGAGACGCAAUGACGGAGUUUUUACAAAAUCUUAAUAACAGUUUUACUAUUUACGACAUAUUGGGAGAUUUUGCUUCAUUACCAAGUUCAGAAAAUAAUCCAUUAGAUUUGUUAACUGAACCCAACGUUCCAACUCUUUCGAGACUUUUAACCAGAACAGCAAGACAUUCAUUAACUAGAAAUAAGAGGAAUAAUCCACCACUAUCUGAAUCUGUUCUUGUGCCAUUGUUGUAUUUUUUAUUUCCGGAUGCAGAUGAAAAAUCUAAUUUUCCCUAUGGUAGAGAAGAAAAGGAACAUGUAGAACCUAGUGAACAGAUUUUGUUUAAAAACUUCGAUGAAGAGUUCAAGGGAUUCAAAACUUGUAGUCCAGAUUCUCUCGUUUGGAGGUUGUCAAUUAUAUUGACACAUUGCCUUCAAAGUUUGGGUGGUUUGCGCGCUUUUGCUCACAUAUGGUAUGAAUUUGUUCAGGAAAUGCGGUACCGCUGGGAGAAAUCGAUGCCUAUUCCUGGAUUAUCUCCAGGACUACCAGACCUUCGAACAUGUCUUCUCAAUCAAAAACUCCAAAUGCUCAAUUGUUGCAUAGACCGCAAACUAUCCCGAGAUAAUGCCCAAGUAAGCUUCGAUUCAGCAGAAAAUUCCUCAACCGACGACGAUGACGAAUUCUUUGAUUGUUCGGAAAAACCCACAGAGGAAAAACACAAAGAAAAAUUGUCACUUUGGAACCAACCAGUUGGAAGGCUCAGCAAAUUCGGUAAUUUGAAGCUGAUCAAAACCGGAGAUCCCUUAUAUAUUCCCGUGACGCAAGAUCCGGUUUUGAAAACUGAAGAUCAGUUAGAAGAAGAUACCGAUGUUCUUCUUCAAUUAGGAUCAGAUGCUGAAGCUAUGGAGCUGAGGGCUCGAAUUAUGAGUGCGUCUUUGUUAUCUGAUAUGGAAUCUUUUAAAGCUGCAAAUCCAGGUUCUGUCAUUGAUGACUUCAUUCGAUGGUACUCUCCUCGAGACUGGAUAGAAGAAGAGGACAAAGUCGACGAAUGGGGUCAAAAAGUGGGCCAAUUGAGUCCCAGAAUGCUCAUAGAAGACAAUAUUUGGACGGAAAUGUGGUUAUCAGCCAAACCUGUACCUGCUCAUAGACAGAAAAGAUUGUUCGAUGACACUAGAGAAGCCGAAAAGGUGUUGCAGUUUUUGGAUUUGAGAACUAUUUCGCAGAUUUGCGAGCUCAUCAUACCAGUCCUAUCGCACACCGCCAUCUACAGAUUGAUGGAAGAGUGCCAGUCGCUAGCGUCCGACGAAAUACAGUUUCCCGCAAAAAUAUCGAAUCUUAUACGCAAAGGCGAAGUAUUGACGCGCGAGACGAGACCACAACCGCGCAGAUUCGAGGCUAUUAUCCAAGAGGCGGCAGCACUUGAACUGCUGAUAUCCGAAAUGAAUUCCCUACAUUACAAACUAAACCCUUCCAGAGCAAUAAAUGAUGAAAUAAACGAUUUAGUGGUCAAGUUGGUAACAGGAAGGGAGGUCGCUGUGGAAAAUAGGGCCAACUCGGAAAUUGGAAGUAGGAUCGUUUCCAUGUUCGGCGAGGCGCAGAAAAUGACUAAUCUGAGUAUAGGCGAGCAAUAUGAGGAAGGAAGAAACGCAAUUAAUAAUGUGUUUCCUGUACCCACCGCGAGAGAGUUUGUUUUGAGAGCGAAUGCCGUUAAGCCGGCUGUAUACUCCUCGAAAUGCCCGCAGUUUUUGAGAGCUGUAUUGAGCAAAGAUGAAUUUAGGUUGUGCGGAGCAUGGUCCGAGGAUACUGUUUUCUUUUGAACAGUUAUUGUGAGAGGAGAGUAAAGGUGCUAAUAUUCGAUAUAUAAUUUUUUUAUAAUUCCGGAUCUAUACUAUAAAAUAGAUAAUUAAUGUUUACAUCAUUAAGUUCUAAAUAAUUAUUGAUUUUAUUUUAAUCCCUAUCUUUUUUGUUCGAUAGUCCACUGCCUUUUUAGAAAUAUGUGGUGUGUUAGUAAUGACGUACAAAAUGAGCUAGACAAAGUUGUUUAUAAAUUCAAUAUCUAGUUUUUUAAUAGAUAUUACUUCUUUAUCAAGUGAUUUUAGGUCUUAACAUAUAUUAUGUAGAUAGGAUCAUUUUAAAGGUCCAAAAAAUUAUCGGUAAUACCCAGCGAAAACAAAGUUAAUAAAUUCUUUAGAAAUUUUCAAAUAGCUAUAUUUUUUAAAACCCACUAUGAAAUAAUGAAAAAAACAUCCUGGAAAAUAUUUUGUUAAUCGUAGGUUUGGAUGUGUUA